AUGAAGGAGAAGGGGCAAUCUAGCUUCAAUAAACGAGCACUUGAAUACCGCACGAACCUGGAUUUAAAACCAAGACCACUAGCCCCGAAGCAUCAAGUAAAGUUUCUAGAUGAUCAGAAGAAUGGUUAUUCUGAGCGAAGGAUAGGGAGACUCAUGUCUCCUGAUCAAACAAGCUCUCGGCGUGCGUCCCUACCAAACAACUUGCUGUCCUCAGCAAAGACGAGCUACUCGGUAUCAAAUUAUUCACCUAACCAGGAUUUAACACUAAAUGUAUUUGACAGUGGUUCAACAAGUGCUCAACUACACUCUGACGCAAAUCACUCAACACAACACAACAAAGAAGAGGCUAGGCAGGAACUCCCUCCUUCAGGGGCUCAAGCUUCAGGAAAGUCGAUAAAAAGCCCUGCCGAGAGCAGCAGCGUACCUCAUAAGAAGAGUCGCCGAGCAAAAAGCCAUAACGACCUUGAGGAAGCUGAUGGCGAUGAUGAUAAUCGCCAUAGCAGCGCUGAAGACAAGAAAGAAGAGAAGUUUGCGUGUCCGUUUUACAGAAAAGACCCGGUGCGUUUUCUUGAGUGCAUGAAUCUCCGACUGGUCUCUAUAUCCAUCGUCAAACAACACCUGAAAAGACGGCAUGCAGCAAAUUCAGAUUCAGAUAGACUGGGGUACCGGGAGGGUUUUGCAUUGUCAACAGUGGCAGGGGACCAUAACACAAAGGGAAGCUGUGCACGAGGCAAAACGGAGGGCCUCGAUAGCAUCCCUCCUCAAAUUCUGGAAGCCCUUAAGCUCCGUUCCGAUAGACGCAUGUCAUCCACGGAUCAGUGGCAUGAAAUUUGGCUGCUUCUAUUUGGGGAGUCGGACUUUACGCCGAAGCCGCUUUUGGAUGGUGUUGUGAAGGAAAUGACGGGUAUAAUUCGUGACAUCUGGAGUAGAGACGGUGACCAGAUUGUGUCGAAGCAUAUUCAGACACGAGGUAUGCCAGUUAGUUCGGACCAGUUGUUAUCAUUGCUUCCGGAGCUUCUCGAUUCUGUCGAGGAUCGAUUCGAAAACAAACCUGUUGAGAUGGGUUCAGACCAACAGAUUGCCGGCACCAAAAAGCCUGCGUUGAAAAUGACGACAGAACGAAUAUACAGCGGUCACCGGUACUCUACGGAUCCUUACCAAAUGCCCCAUCAUAUGCCCAACGUUUCUAACUACAUCCCCAUCUCAACUUCAGCUUCUCUUACCAGAGAUUCUCCAACGCCAAUAUUCGGUAUCGAGAAUCCUUAUGAUCUUCGGUCGGUUGGGGGAGUCUUCGAAUUACAGGCCAUGCCCUACUCCCUUACUAGCUUCCCAGCAUACCUGGAACCGCUCAACGAUAGAGGCAUUUCGGAUUCGGUUUAUGAUCCAUGGGGUAUACUUAAGCAGAUUUCUGUGGUAAAAAUGGGGAUGACUGAAGUCCAGCAACAGUGUCUAGAGCUCCAGAACAACUACUAUGAUAACUAUACGGGGGAUCAAGAACUUGACUCGGCGUUACCUUAUAUGUACAGAUGA
Molecule: messenger RNA, 1530 nt
Organism: Fusarium odoratissimum NRRL 54006
Lineage: Eukaryota; Fungi; Ascomycota; Sordariomycetes; Hypocreales; Nectriaceae
Exons: 2
Coding region: 1-1530 (509 amino acids)
Source: RefSeq, a predicted model, not a curated record